Molecule: messenger RNA, 2901 nt
Organism: Chionomys nivalis (European snow vole)
Lineage: Eukaryota; Metazoa; Chordata; Mammalia; Rodentia; Cricetidae
Gene: Mthfsd
Product: methenyltetrahydrofolate synthetase domain containing
Exons: 8
Coding region: 408-1475 (355 amino acids)
Cellular component (GO): cytoplasm
Molecular function (GO): RNA binding
Source: RefSeq, a predicted model, not a curated record
UGACGUGGGUUGGCCAUGGAGGCUCUGGAGGGUGAGGAGUACGGUGGGCAAUGGGGGAAACCAAGGCUUGGCCUGCCCAAAAGUCCUGGUGGUCCGAACGUGGCCUGUGGAGGAUGCGACCCGGCCUGUUACGCUAUGAUGCCCAGGCUGACAGCGCGAGGGAAGAGUCAGUCCGGCCCUCUCCCAGCCGGGCUCUACGCCUUAUAAAUUAGCCUGAGCCGGGGUGGGUGGGUAGGGGGAGUGUAGUGGGAUCGUUCAGCCUCGAACACCGCGCCGCGCCUUUACAGCCCGCGCUACAAAGCAUUGUAAACGAGGAAGCGUACGCAUCAAGCAGCGAAAGUUUGGAAAGCUUCCACUUGCCCGUCGGUGUCUCCAAGCAAGGCAUCCGUGAACGCAUUUGGGACUAUAUGGAAUCACACGAUUUAGCUGACUUCCCCCGGCCUGUGCAUCACAGGAUUCCGAACUUUAAGGGUGCCUCUCGUGCUGCGCAGCAUUUCCCACACCUGCAUGCUUUCAGGGUGGCGAGAACCAUUAAAGUCAACCCCGAUGCUCCUCAGAGAAACGCCCGCUUCCUCGUGCUGGAGAGCAAAAAGACACUGCUGGUCCCAACUCCACGGCUGAGGACAGGGCUGUUUAAUAAGAUCACACCACCUCCUGGAGCCACUAAAGACAUACUGAGGAAAUGUGCCACCUCCCAGGGCGUGCGGAACUUCAGCGUCCCCAUGGGCUUGGACUCCAGUGUCCUCGUGGAUUUAGUUGUGGUGGGAUCUGUUGCUGUGUCUGAGAAAGGCUGGAGAAUUGGGAAGGGAGAAGGCUAUGCUGAUCUUGAGUAUGCCAUGAUGGUGUCGAUGGGAGCUGUCCACAAGGGGACUCCGGUCGUCACCAUUGUCCAUGACUGCCAGGUCAUUGACAUUCCUGAGGCUCUUCUAGAGGACCACGAUCUCACGGUUGACUACAUCAUCACUCCGACCAGGGUCAUUGCUACAGACUGUGCACGCCCAAAGCCAACAGGGAUCAUCUGGUCCAAGGUCAGUUGUGAGAUGCUUACGAAAAUCCCAGUGCUCAGGAUCCUCCGUGAGCGAGAGAAGCGGGCUGGAAAGGACGUCGCUCUUCAAGCUGAGCCUGGCAGCCAGCACCCAGCUCCAAGCACCAUGAGGAGACCCCAGGAUAUACCGCAGUCACAAGCAGCUUCCCUAGGAGGGUCCCAUAGCCCCUUCCAUGGAGUGGACACCCAACCAGCUGCCACUGUGUACGUGGGAAACCUGCCCUCUAAUGCUCGCGUGCGUGAACUGAAGAGAGCCCUCCAGGAGCUGGGGGCAGUGCCCCUGAGGCUUACCUGGCAGGGGCCACAGCACAGGGCCAUUCUACAUUAUGCUGACUCAGCUGCUGCCCAGCAGGCUGCCUCCCGCCUACAGGGCGUACAUCUAGGUGCCAACGCCUUGAGGGUGGCACUGGGGCAGCAGAGGGAUACAUGACCUGGUGAGCAGCCCCCAGCGGAAGAGCUGUGCCGUCUUGUUGGAAUGUCUCUGACGUGUGGUAGUUUGCUAUUGAUGGGGACCUGCUGCUGUGUGAGGUAUAGGCUCUGCUCCUUCUGGGAAGAGGCCACACUUUCCUAAUGCAGCACAUCACAACUCUCAGGAUACCACAAACUCCGACUUAUUCUAACCCAUUCCAGUUUUGGUUCUGGUUGUGAGGUCCGUGUGAUAUGCCCUUGUAACAGCAUAAAUGAACGUCAGACGGAAGUUAUAGUAAAAUAUUCAGCUUUAAUUGGGGAAAGACUCACAGAGACCAAAGUUCCAGUGGAGAACAGGAACACAGAAGGGAAGGUGGGGAGCACUCCUGCAAUCUUUAUAAGUAAAAAAUAUCCUCGGGGGACCCCGCCCUACAAGCAAGGUGAUUGGCUGGGUCUCCCCUACAUGCCCUCUUGGUGCAGAAGGUCUAGGGACAAAAGGUAGAGAAUGGAGACCUGAUUGAGGGUAGGAGAGAAAGUGAACACAGACCCACAGAAAAGAGGCCAGGGCAGGGAUCCAGGGCAGGCAGCAGAGCCGCAGUCCAGCAGAACGGGUGGGUAAGGGGCUCUGCACCCGGAGAAUGGGAACCCCACUUGUGCACAUGUAUGAUAGUGUCUACCCAGGCGGCACAGCUUUAACUCCACAGGCUCAGGGCCUCACUGUCCCUCAGUGAGAAUGGGGGGUGGGGGUGGCAGCUGCCUGUGCUUGCCAAGAUGCAAUACUUGUGCCAUUGAUCCUAGGCAAAAAGUCAAAAUAAGCAUUUAUUGAAUGUUCAUGCUUGAGAAGUUUCUCAUUUUUACCAGUGGGUCUUCCACAGUGUCCAUUAACAUUGUCCUUUGCCCCAGAAGGGCAGGCCUAGAAAAAAAAUCCUGUGACACACAACACCUUGCAGGGACCUAGCCGUAGUCACUCAGUGCUAGUUCAGUAACCACCCCUUCCAAGUUGUCCCAGGUGCUAUGAAGAGUGGCUGUGGGAAGCAGGCCUUGAGCUGCGCUGACCUCUGGCCUUGCACCUGCUGGCCUGGCCUUCCCUCCGCUCCACCCCAGCACAGCCAUUUACCAUCCCAUCCUUUCCCACUCUGCUUUUCCCAGAGCUCUGCCUGCAUUUGAAUCCUCGCCUGCCCUUUGUGUCCCUUCUUACCACUGAUGUUCCCCACGGGACAGUGGCUGCAGGUUAGCAGCCCGGAGCUUUUUCCCAGACCAGCAGGGCAUGUUAUGUGAGCUGUCCAUCAGAGCUGGGAAAUGGGGAGAUGACCCUCACCCACAACCAGCCAUGCCUGACUCCAGUCACUCAGGUCACCCAGAUGUGUUGACACACAGUCUGAGCCACUUGUGUCUUUGUGUAAAGUGGCAUCAGCACUGAAGCCCCGGUGCCCUCAGUCUCAGCCAUG